Loxodonta africana (African savanna elephant) is the source of this 3445-nucleotide messenger RNA. It is a transcript of the gene DYNLT5, whose product is annotated as dynein light chain Tctex-type family member 5. Gene Ontology annotation, biological process: microtubule-based movement. The coding region runs from base 1207 to 1743 and encodes 178 amino acids. NCBI's taxonomy places the organism in Eukaryota, Metazoa, Chordata, Mammalia, Proboscidea, Elephantidae. The record is from RefSeq and is a predicted model, not a curated record. Gene Ontology annotation, molecular function: dynein intermediate chain binding. Gene Ontology annotation, cellular component: cytoplasmic dynein complex; cytoplasm. The transcript is spliced from 5 exons.
UGGGAUUAGGAUAGACCAGAAAACUUUAAUGUUCUUCCUCCGUGUUGACAAGGGAUUAUCCUAACACUUGGCUUGCUAUACUGUAACGCUAAUGUAUGACUAUUGUUAGCUGUGGCUAUCGUCACCAAGCGCUCAUCAUGGGCUAUGCACUAGGCUAGGAGCUUAGUGGUAUUAUCCUAUUUCUACCCCCAAAGACUGCCCCCUCAGGAGGGUCCCUACAGGGUUUGAUUUUGUUUUUGGUUUGCAGAGGAGCUACGGACCUGGGAGGGGGUAGUAUGGAGAAGGAAAACCAAAAAAAACCAAACCCGUAGCGGUCGAGUCGAUCCCGAUUCAUAGACUAUAAAUUGAGAGGUAGGUGCUCAACCUCAAACAGCUUCUGCUCCAAAGCUUCUUUAAUGAGUUGCCCAGUCUUAUUAAGGAAAGUGUUAUGGAGGGAGGGAACCCUGAUAGUAAUGCACAGGAGUGGAAACUCUGAGUUCCAGGGGGGCCCAGCAUAUUAUUUAACUUCUUAGAAUCUCAAUUUUCUAAAUCUGUAAAGGGAGAAUAAUCCUUUUUAGAUAGAGUUGUUGGGAUGACUAAAUAAAACUAAAACUGCUUGCCAGUAUCUGGUACAUGUAAAAAAAACAUGUAAGCUCUCAAUAAAUGAUCCCUCUACCAACCUUCUGUGCUUUGGAGAGGAGUGGCAGAAAGCAGCGUUAGGCGGCCAGGGAAGCGAAGGAGUCGCUUUCCUUUCUUUCUGUGCCUCGAGUUUCCUGUCCCAAGAAACAGCAGCAUUUCCCACUCCUAUCUCAGACAUCUUUCAGAAAGUGGACCGGGUGAGGGGUCCUAGGGGCCCACAUCUUGAGUCUCAAGAUGACCUCCUCGCUAUAAGAUAAAUGACGCCUCUUCAGCUCACGGCCACACGAGGGCGCAGCGGGGCUCAGGGUGACACCUCCGGCCAGUGGUGAUGAGAUCCUUUACAUCUGUGGGGCGGCUCAGAGGACCACGCACAGGCCAAGUCCAGCCAGGGCGGGCUGAGGGCGCUGUUUGAGGAAGUCACCAAGGAGACCCGCGGCGGAGCGGAGAGAGCGUGCGCAGGCGGCCGCGGACCGAAAGAGGUCUGGGGAGGUGGGAGCAGCGCUGCACCCUAGUGCCAGCAGUGGAUGAGCCGGAGGUCCCAGAGGCCCUUGGCGCAGGCACCCACGCUGUUGCCGUGAGUAGGCCGUGAUGAUGUCAGACAUCACCAAAGACAGAGCAGCCCAUUCAUUAAAGAAAAGAGGGAGUAUGUCUUCUCUAAGUAGUCAUGAAUUCUGGCAGAAGGAACUUCCUCGGCGCACCAAAGACUCCCUGAGUACUGUGUCCUAUAUGGAUGAACCUAGCCAGCGUGAUGAUGCCUCUCACCUUACAGUUCAGAUGGAAAACACCUACCAGUUGGGUCCUACAAAACAUUUUCCUGUGGUUGCUGUCAAUCAUAUUUUGAAAGAUGUGUUAACUAACUAUCUGCAAGAGGAAGAAUAUGAACCAGAGCUCUGUAGACAGAUGACUAAAACAGUUUCUGAGGUUAUUAAAGCCCGGGUUAAGGACUUGAUGAUUCCACGGUAUAAGCUAAUUGUGCUUGUUCACAUUGGACAACUGAACAGUCAGAGCAUACAUAUUGGAAGCAGAUGCCUCUGGGAUCCUAAAAGUGAUACUUUUUCAUCUUAUAUUUUCAGAAAUUCUUCUCUCUUUGCUCUUGCAGAUGUCUAUGCGGUUUACUUUGAGUGACUGAAAAAAAAUCUAGUUCUUAGUUUUUUUUUAAUCAAGAAAUAGAUUGUUUCUAUUUAUACAAAAAGUUUUCCUGCCCAUAACUUUGAGAAAGAAGCAACACUAAUAUUUCAAACAACCGGAAGCUUUUGGACUUUUUUAAACUCUUGUAAGGAUUGUAGGAGAGGAGGGUGGCUCCAGAAGGAAUCCUGUUUAUCGAAAGCAGGAAACAAGCUUUGGUUUCUCCAGAUGGUUUUUCACAGACAUAGAUUCUUAUUAAAUAUUGCUUUUGGAAUUAAUUUUUUAAAUUACUCCUUAAUUAGAGAGUUGGAAUUUCCUGCAUAAUCCCUUAAUGAAGAUAAGGUUUUUUUUAUUAUUAUUAUUAAAUAUGGCUGUAUCCCCUGCCCAAUAUAUGACAGUAGAAUAUUCAACAUGGUAGACACAAAUGAUAAAUGAUAAUAUGCCUCAGUGCUGCAUAUAAAAGAAUACUGGUUUUCAUUUUGCACUUAAUAAAUUGAGCAGCAUUCAUUAACUGCAAUUAUUGUUAUAUGUACCUGACAGUUGAAACUGCUGAGGUAGAAUGAAUGACUUCAUAACAAUUAUCGUGGUCCCACAGGGGAGCCAAUUAAAACUAGAAGCUCUUGUGGGUUGCCUGCACUUUACAAAAUUGUGAGGGAACUGAAUGUUGGUUCUUCGCUAAUGGAAACUAUAAAGUGAACAAAAGCUUUUUAGGGCAUUGAAAUAGACAUUGUGACAUUAAAUAUACAUGAUGCUUAAUAGUAAAUAUAUCUUUAACACAUAAAAUCAUGUAUUGGAAAGAGACACUUUAAAUAUACACUGCCUGAUGUGCCUUUGGGUAGGUUUUCGUAGGCUUACAAACUUUUACACAAAAUAUGGGGUUGGCAGCUUACCAAAUAAAACAUAUGUGUUUACCAUUUUGUUCCUAUGAAUUUCAUCCUAAAGUGACCCAGUGCAGUUUUGAAUGGAUGGGCACUAAAAUUUACGGGGCUGAAAUAGCUUAUUAUUCUGCUGGUUAAUGUAUCUUGUAUCAUGGAUCAUUUAUUUUUAUGGAGCUUUCAACUCUUUGUGUGCAUGUAAAAUGAUGCUGUAGCAUUCUUUUUGGAUGGUAAGUGGACUGCUUAAAGGACAUUUGUUAAAGGUCAAAGACAAAUUAUACACAUAUGGAGAAAAUUAGCAAUGCUCUAGUCUUCAGUAAAAAAAAAAGGUACAUGUACAGUGUUUUAUAAUCAAUAAAAUUUAUUGAUGUCUUAUUCCCACCCAAACAGCACAUAGUCAAAAAUGUAUACUUUCUAAAUCUCUUUCUUUCUGCUUGUCCUGACUUUUAAAGUAGCUUUUAAAAAUGAGUUAGGCAAUUUUCUUUAUUUUGUCUGUUAGUGCUUUAGUGGGAAUGUGUCUAUGGAAUAAUUUAUCACCACCAAUCCUGGUUAAUCUCUAUAGGCCAGUUUUGAAUCUGGAUUAGACCACAAGUAUAAUAAGUAAAUAAGCUUCAUAUUUUCCUUAUGCAUUUGUGAACUUCUCCCCUCUUGGAACAACAGCAGGGACAAUCGUAAAACAAUUUGGCAUGAAUAAAUCAGACGAAGACACUGCCUGAGUAUAUAGAAAGCCCAUUUUAAAAAUGGCUUUAUUUUUUCAGAGUUCUAAACUCUAAUCCAUGAGACAAUCUCUUACCAUAUGUUUCUGACUGUUAGAAAUCAAAACCUUA